Molecule: messenger RNA, 1047 nt
Organism: Prunus dulcis (almond)
Lineage: Eukaryota; Viridiplantae; Streptophyta; Magnoliopsida; Rosales; Rosaceae
Product: cation/H(+) antiporter 15-like
Exons: 3
Coding region: 1-1047 (348 amino acids)
Biological process (GO): proton transmembrane transport; regulation of pH
Cellular component (GO): membrane; endomembrane system
Molecular function (GO): antiporter activity
Source: RefSeq, a predicted model, not a curated record
AUGGUUAACAACGGUACAGGCGGGGAAACUUAUUUUUUAAAGGCUGAUACAAAAGAUUCAGUGCAGUUAUGCUAUGUAAGAAAAGUUUCCCCAUAUGGGCUAUGGCGUGCCCAAAACCCCUUGAUGCAAGCUCUCCCCGUCCUUGUUAUGAGAAUGAUCAUCACCAUGUUCUUCACUCAUCUUUUGGUGCUCGUGUGCAAACCCUUGCACCAACCACGCAUUGUUCCUGAGAUUCUUGGAGGCAUGGCAUUGGGUGUUGUGAUCUUUUUGAAAUCAAAUAUAUUUCCUUUGAGUAGCUUGUUGACGUUAGAGACUGCGGGAAACUUUGCCCUUGUUUACCACAUGUUCCUGGUGGGUUUGGAGCUUGAUUUCAAACCAAUACUACGUGCUGGGAAGAAGUCACUCAGCAUUGCCCUUGUUGGCAUUGUCUUUUGUGUCCUUGUUGGUUUCGGCUUAUUUCGCUAUUUGCUAUACAGAGACUUUGACUACCAAACAAAAGCCAAGGGCACAAAGUACGGCCCAUUCUUUUGGGGCAUUGCCCUUGCCACCACCAACUUCUCGGACCUCGCCGGAAUCCUGGCGGACCUAAAACUUCUCUACUCUGAUAUUGGAGGACUCGCCUUAUCUGCCUCCGUUAUCUCCGACUUGUGCUCAUGGUUUCUUCUAUUGACGGUAAUGGCCAUAGUCAAUCAUAAUCAAAUUUUAGCGGUGACGUCCACCUUGGCUUUUGUAGGACUAUGCGUUUUCGUUGUACGUCCGGCUCUCUCGCGGAUUAUUAAUCGAAUCCGCGAGGGAGCCCGUGAGAGUAACAACAUCGACUACCACGGGCUCACAUGUUAUGUCAUGGCUGGGGUUGUGCUUUGUGGGUUAAUUACCGAUGCAGGAGGAUCACACUCCAUGGUAGGGCCUUUCAUAUUUGGAGCUAUUAUGCCUAGGGGAGAAUUCUCAAACACUCUUAUAGAGAAGCUCAGAACUUUUGUGCCUGUGGUGUUGAUGCCUAUCUACUACUCCGUCAACGGCGUAAGACUUUUGUGGCUAAGAUUGUAA